AAAAGACCAGGGAGUCUGGCACUAGAAGAGUAGGCUAUAUAUAAUGAGAUGAGUUGGAUCUAGUCCCUCUCCCAUGGUCUCGGCAUCAUCAUCGUGAAAACCAAGAAACGAGGAAGAAGAAAUUUCCUAAACCUCUUAAGCCAUGGGUCUGAAGGAGGAUUUCGAAGAGUAUGCCGAGAAGGCAAAGGCCUUGCCCGAGACCCAGAGCACCAGCAAUGAAGACAAGCUUAUCCUCUAUGGACUCUUCAAGCAUGCCACUGUUGGGGUUGCGAAUACAGCUCGGCCUGGUAUGUGCAACAUGAGGGAGAGGGCCAAAUGGGAUGCAUGGGAAGCUGUUAAAGACAAAUCUAAAGAAGAAGCCAUGAACGACUACAUUACCAAGGUGAAGCAGCUCCAGGAGGAGGCAGCUGCUGCAGGCGCCUGUUAAUUAUUUGGUGCAAUCAGCUAUUGUCAGCGACGAACCCUUUGUGCUAUCUUAUUAUGAUAGCUAUAUCAUUCUGUCCACCGCAGUUUACUAUCAUCUAUGAAGACUACUAAAUAUUUUCUA
Molecule: messenger RNA, 547 nt
Organism: Aegilops tauschii subsp. strangulata
Lineage: Eukaryota; Viridiplantae; Streptophyta; Magnoliopsida; Poales; Poaceae
Product: acyl-CoA-binding domain-containing protein 1
Biological process (GO): fatty acid metabolic process
Molecular function (GO): fatty-acyl-CoA binding
Source: RefSeq, a predicted model, not a curated record